AAACCGGCCACCGGACCGCUGGACCGAACAGUGAGGUAACGUCUCUCGCUUGAAUCACAUCGACUCCCAAGCCAUGGAGAACCUCAGCCAGGUCCCCCCACAAGCUGCCGGUGCAAAAUCCCAAGAAGAUGAAGCAAAACGCGCUCAGGAGGAGCAGAUGAGGCGGGAUUUGAUGGCAACUGUGUUGGAUACGGCAGCUCGGGAACGUUUGUCCCGAAUCGCGCUUGUCAGUCCAGAACGAUCGCAGCAAAUCGAAGGCAUCUUGUUCAGGAUGGUGAAGUCGGGCCAGUUGAAAGGACGAGUGUCGGAAAACCAACUCAUUGAACUCCUGGACCAAGUGGAAGAAGCUCAGGGUGCCAAGACGGCAAAGAAAUCGACAAUUGUGUAUCAGCGAAGGAAGGAUAUCGACGAAGACGAUUUCGACUUUUAAACAACUUGUAUAUCUAACAACAUAUUCAUCUCGUAUAUCCACUUGCUUUCUAGUUUUCUCCGGAAUUCCUCGGCCAGCUCUUCCGUGACGACCACGC
Molecule: messenger RNA, 527 nt
Organism: Guyanagaster necrorhizus
Lineage: Eukaryota; Fungi; Basidiomycota; Agaricomycetes; Agaricales; Physalacriaceae
Exons: 4
Coding region: 74-430 (118 amino acids)
Cellular component (GO): cytosol; nucleus
Molecular function (GO): DNA binding
Source: RefSeq, a predicted model, not a curated record